This is a messenger RNA of Camelus dromedarius (Arabian camel), 440 nucleotides long. RefSeq names its product sperm-associated antigen 11A-like. NCBI's taxonomy places the organism in Eukaryota, Metazoa, Chordata, Mammalia, Artiodactyla, Camelidae. Gene Ontology annotation, biological process: antimicrobial humoral immune response mediated by antimicrobial peptide. The record is from RefSeq and is a predicted model, not a curated record. Gene Ontology annotation, cellular component: extracellular region. The transcript is spliced from 2 exons. Bases 1 to 243 code for a protein of 80 amino acids.
AUGAAGGCCCUCUUUCUGCUCGCUGUGCUCUGCGGUUUGGUCCAGACGAAUUCAGGGGACGUUCCACCUGGAAUUAGAAACAUUGUCUGCCUUUCGCAACAUGGAACCUGCAGACUUUUUUUCUGCCAUUCUGGUGAGAAAAAGGCUGACAUCUGCUCUGAUCCCUGGAAUAGGUGCUGCCUACCCAACACAGAGGGGACGAGAAAAGAGAAACCAGAGACGGAUGACGGACCUAGUACCUGAAAUGCAAGCUUCAGAGGCAGGCAGGAUCUUGAAGUGUCCUAAGGGGUUAGAAGAAUGCGUAGCUUAUAGUAGUAGGUGCGUACAUAGUAGGUGCUCAACAAAUGUUUGUUGAAUGAAUCCAGCACCAAGGAUGAAAUUCUGAGAAAAGAUUUUCUUUGACUAUACAGUUCAACUUACUUUAAUAAAAUCAGAAUGUG